UUUUAAAGGAUUAUCUGUGAUCUAAAUUCUCUCCUCUUCAAAUAAAAAUCUUCAUGUUUUUCUUAAAAAUAAAAUGACAAAAUUACUUAAAUGUAUAUAAUCCAUUACCCAUCUGCCACGUGGCAAUAUGGUUUAUCAUGGAAAGCUGAAAAUUCCAAUUUGCAAAUGAGCACCAAAAAUUGUAAUGAAAAUCCCAACUCUUCCAUUCAACUGAAAACUAAAAGAAAUCAAAACAGUUGAAGCUUUCAAAGUGUUAACUACCAUAAUUCAAGUAGAAGGUUAGAAUGAUGAUGGGAUCUUUACAGAAGAGCUUCCUCACAAACCCAUUAGCAGUCCAAACCCCCAAACCCAUACCCAAAACACCAAAUCUCUUUUUCAUUGUUUCCUGCAAAUACCCUCCAAAUGAUCAUCAAAAGCAAAAUGAUUCUUCAAGGAAAUUGGAUAAGCAGCUAGCAAAACUAGCAAUAGUGACAUUAGCAGCAGGAGUAUUGAGUUUAGGGUCAGUUGGUGAUGCUUCAGCUGCUAAGUCUGGUGGUCGUAUUGGUGGUCAAGCUUUUCGCUCUUCUGCUCCAAGACCUUCUGCUCCUAGAGCUUCUUCUCCUAGACUUAACUCAAGGACCAAUAUCUAUGUGAAUCCACCCGUAGCUCCACCACUUAUCGGUGGCUAUGGAUAUGGGUUCGGGUCCCCAUUCUAUGGUGGAUGGGGUUGGUCUCCAUUUUCAUUCUUUGCGCCAGGCCCAAGUGUAGCAGUUGGAGUCGGUGGUGGAUUUGACCUCAUCGUCUGGUUCAUGAUCUUUGGAGCAGUUUCGACUAUUGCUAGGAGAUUCUUCAGCCCAAGGGAUGAUGAUGAUGACGAUGACGAUUUUUAGAGGAUCACUGUGAGUUUUGUACUAUAAGAUGUAAGGAGGCCAGUCCAAAAUUCCAUAUGUAUAAUUGUAUAUGAAUGUUGUAAUCAGAGUUUUAUCCUGUGAGUCCAUAGCCCUUCCUUCCCUUUAAGAUGUAGGAGUAUAAUUCUUGCAACAUGGAAUCAUCUUUGAAAUUGUGUUUUUGCUGGGGAA
Messenger RNA from Amaranthus tricolor (Joseph's coat), 1058 nucleotides. RefSeq lists its product as uncharacterized. NCBI's taxonomy places the organism in Eukaryota, Viridiplantae, Streptophyta, Magnoliopsida, Caryophyllales, Amaranthaceae. The transcript has 3 exons. Bases 285 to 869 code for a protein of 194 amino acids. The record is from RefSeq and is a predicted model, not a curated record.